This is a messenger RNA of Sinocyclocheilus rhinocerous, 1404 nucleotides long. RefSeq names its product membrane-associated guanylate kinase, WW and PDZ domain-containing protein 3-like. The record is from RefSeq and is a predicted model, not a curated record. Gene Ontology annotation, cellular component: cell-cell junction; cytoplasm. Gene Ontology annotation, molecular function: protein binding. Bases 830 to 1168 code for a protein of 112 amino acids. The transcript has 2 exons. Gene Ontology annotation, biological process: signal transduction. Lineage: Eukaryota; Metazoa; Chordata; Actinopteri; Cypriniformes; Cyprinidae.
UUAUAUAAACUUCCACCUGAGAACCAUCCAGUCACAGGCCGCUUUUCGUUGUGAGCGCGCGCGUUACAUACACAAUCGCUUCAUUUGACAAACACAAGCUGAGCGCAACAGUAGCCUCCCUCCGUGACUGGAGAUCUGAGAGAGCAGCCGCCGCGUAUGACAGCAUCGCAGCGUCCAUCUGAGGCGAUACACACGUGUUAGACCGGUUUAUUUCUCUCGUACGCUAUCUGUCAAGGGCUCAUAUUGUGUGUAAAGCUGACGGUUCAGCCACAAGCCAGGAAUGACGAAGCGUCAGACGCAUCUACUCACUGACUGGGCAUCACGUUUCGAAGACGAACCUGAGCUUCGGCCGUUUGGACAACAACAGAAUAUACCCGAGACAGCCGCUGCCGUAGCUCUUUAUACCUGUGGGACACUGUUUUGCUGCUAAUUCCGUUUAUAGACACACAUUUUUAUUACGCUGUACUGACAGACGCGUUUCUCAGUGUGUCAGUCUAGUGCGCUUGAUGCUUUGCAUGCAAACCCUGAGUGAACUUACCAGGUAAACACAGUUUUACCUCGUUCUUGUAUCGAAUGUUGUUUACUUUUGCAUUAUGUAGCUCCUGGCGCAUUUGGAACUGGCGUUUUUACGAGCGAAAACUAAGGUAAUCUAACUGUUGUCUUGAACGAAUAAUGGUAGAUGAGGCUUAUGGCGACAUCAUCACGGGCUGGAUGGCGUUCCACAUCCGCGCGCUGUCGUCCCCAAACCGGGUGAAGUGAACGGCACACCGGGAAGCAAGGCUUCAAAACCUGCUCACGUCAAACUGCACUGAAACUUAAAAGCUAAACGAUGUCUAAAACGCUGAAGAGGAAGAAACACUGGUCCACUAAAGUGCAGGAGUGCGCCGUGUCGUGGGGAAGCGUUGGGGAGUUCGGUGAUGUUGUGGAGAUCCUCGGAGGCGCCGAGCACGGGGAGUUCCCGUUCCUAGGUCAGAUGAACUUAGACGUGCUGGUGUGUCACGUCGGGAGGCUACCGUACUACGGGGAUGUGUUAUUGGAAGUGAACGGGACACCUGUCAGCGGGCUGACGAACCGAGACACACACGCGGUGAUCCGCCACUUUCGGGAGCCGAUUCGAAUUAAGACCGUCAAACCAGGCACCUGUCACUGUGGAUCUGAGCACGGCUGAACGCAUGUAAUCAUAUACCAAUUACGGCACUGGAAAGCGUUUACGGUCAACCAGUGCUAUUGAUCUAACAUGCAUAGCACUUCGUCAUUGCUUUGUUUUUCCAAUCUGAAGGCCAUCUCCACCUGCAUGAGCAAAUUAGCUUGUUUUUGUGUGGCCUGCAUUCAUCCGGAUGAGAGUGAAGAAGCGUGUUGAAGACGUUACCUUGGAAAAGGUUUAAAUGAUUAGCCCAAAUUAAA